This is a messenger RNA of Gopherus evgoodei (Goodes thornscrub tortoise), 5025 nucleotides long. It is a transcript of the gene EPOR, whose product is annotated as erythropoietin receptor. Gene Ontology annotation, biological process: positive regulation of cell population proliferation; hemopoiesis; cytokine-mediated signaling pathway. NCBI's taxonomy places the organism in Eukaryota, Metazoa, Chordata, Testudines, Testudinidae. Gene Ontology annotation, molecular function: protein binding; cytokine receptor activity. Gene Ontology annotation, cellular component: external side of plasma membrane; membrane. The transcript is spliced from 9 exons. Bases 572 to 2083 code for a protein of 503 amino acids. The record is from RefSeq and is a predicted model, not a curated record.
UAUCUGUCCCCUCCCAGCCUGCCCGCCCCGCAGCCACAACCUGCAGCCAGGGAGCUCUGCCAGGCCAGACAGCUCAUCGCUCCGGUCCUCCCUUCCCCGGACCAUGGAGCCUCACUGGAGCCACAUCGCUGCCCUCUGCACCCUGCUGGCCUGGGCCUCCUGCACCACGCAGGGAGCCGGCCCUGACAAUGACUUCGACAUCCAAGAUUGCGUAGAGCUAUAUCUUCACAACUGCACGAAAUUGGGGGGUUUAUUCAGACAAUGGAGGGUGCCGACGACAAUUAUCUAAUGGCACUAGACGUUCGGAUUCAGAAAGUUCAAGCUUUCUAACCGGUACAACCCAAAUGGUCAAUGUCACGUAUCGAAAUUCACAAAGGAAACAGCCUUAAAUCAAAUUCCUGCCUCCCAGGCAGCCCUCUGCCACGCUGUGCGUUUCACUGAUCAUCGGCGGAAAGACUUUUUAUCAGUUCGUGCAUGUACUGUGUGAAAUCAACAUUUACUGAUACCGAUCUGCUCCUCCCAAGCCCUUGCACAGAUAAGCGUGGUGGGCAGUUGCACGAGCGUGUGUGUUAUGAGAAAUGUCUUUGGAUUGAGGGGGUGGGGUGCAAGUUACGUGAAAUACGUGUUAGGAAAGAUGCACGAUGAGAAGCUGCCACGUACAGACAGCGAGAUGUGGAUCUUUGCACAGAUAGAGAAGUCUGCCCUGCUUCUGGCUGAGGAGCCCCUGGACCCCAAAUGUUUCACGCGCUGCCUGGAGGAUCUGACCUGCUUCUGGGAGAGCAGCAGCCCCCCAAGCGCCACCGAAUACGGCUUCUUCUACGUCGUGGAGGGGGACGCCCCACAGCGCUGCAACGUGAGCGUGGCCCGGACGCCCUGGAACAGCACUCGCUUCAGCUGCAUCUUCCCCCCCCAGGACACCCCGUCCUUCACCCCCCUGCACGUCGGCGCCUUCGCUGGCAACAGCAGCAACGUCAUCCACGCCCGCACCAUCAUGAUCAACCAAGUGGUUCUCCUGGACCCUCCAUCCAACCUGACGGCGCGGGCGCCCGAGAGCCCGGGGCAGCUGGCGGUGAGCUGGCAGCCGCCCGGCCUGCGCUACCUGGAGAGCAGCCUGCGCUACGAGGUGGCCUUCGCCCCCGAGGGCGCCGAGCGCCAGACGGUCGACAUCCCCGACGGCCACACCGAGUGUCUGAUCCUCAACCUGCGGGGCCGGACCCGCUACACCCUGGCCGUGCGCGUCCGGCCCGACGGCGUCAGCUACAGCGGCUACUGGAGCGCCUGGUCGGCGCCGGUCACUGUGCUGACGCCCCACGAUCUGGACCCCCUGAUCCUGUCGCUGUCGCUCAUCCUGGUGCUCAUCGUGGUGCUCCUGGCCCUCUUUGCCCUUCUCACCCACCGCAGGUUUUUGAAGAAGAAGCUGUGGCCGGUGAUUCCCAGCCCGGAGCACAAAUUUGAGGGGCUUUUUACCCUCUACAAGGGAAACUUCCAGCUCUGGCUGGGACAAAGGAACGCCUACCCGUGGUGGAGCAUGAACCCUGGCUACUUGGAGGAGCAGCCCACCACGCUGGAGGUGCUGUCUGAGGGCCGCGAAUCCAAGGUGGAGGGGCCGGUGCCCCCUCUGCCCCCCAAAGCCCAGGGCUUGGUCCUGCCCACCCACCCUGAGCUGCCCGUGGAGCCCCAGGAUGACUACCUGGUGCUGGAUGAACAGCUGAUGCCAUGCAGCCUGGGUGAGGACUCUCUGCUCCUGCCAGAGGCCCAAAGCAGUGCGGGCUCUGAAAGCCCCCAUGCCAUGGAGCAGGAGCUGGGCCCCCCGGGGGCUACACCGGAGCCUGUCCCGGAGGAGGGGGUCUCGUCCUCCUCCAGCUUCGAGUACACCGUCUUCGACCCCAGUUCGGAGCUGCUGGCACCCUGUGGGCACCAGCGCCCACUCAAAUACAGCUACCUGCUUGUGUCCGACUCAGGGAUCUCCACUGACUACAACCCCCUGGGCACCAGCACCCACCAGCCCAAUCUCUACACCAACCUGUGCCAGGAUGGGUGCCAGGCCCAGCCCUUCCCAGCCAGCUACGUGGUGUGCUCGUAGUGCCGGCGGGGGGGACUCCAGGCCUGGAGAACAGAGGUGGAACCCCCAUGUCUACUGGACGUGGCGGAAACUCCUUCCUGGCAGGACGUAGCGGGGACCCCGACCAAACAGGAUGUUGAGGGGACCCGGGAUGAUAUAAAGGAGACUGCAUCCCAGCAGGACGUUGAAGGGACCCCAUCACAGCAGGACAUUGAGGGGACCCCGUCCUGGAAUGAUGUAAAGUACACCCCAUCCCAGCAGGACGUUGAGGGGACCCCGUCCCAGCAGGACAUUGAGGGGACCCCGUCCUGGCAUGAUGUAAAGAACACCCCAUCCCAGCAGGACGUUGAGGGGACCCCGUCCCAGCAGGACAUUGAGGGGACCCCGUCCUGGCAGGAUGUAAAGGACACCCCGUCCCAGCAGGAUGCAGAGGGGCCCCGUGCCUAGAGGAUGGAGAUACGACCCCAGCGCCAGCUCCCUCUAGCCUGGGGCUUGCAGGGCUGUGGUGGAAGCCCGUGGAGGUGGAGUCCAUAUGACCCCAGCUCAGGCUCAGACUGGGCUCUGGCCAGGACGGAAACUCCCACGUGGCCGGAUGGGCCAUGGGCAACGCGGCCGGUGCUGGCUGUUACAUCCCCAGAGCAGGUGGUCAGGGACCCACCUGCCAGCAGGGGGCGCGACCACCAAUUCCUCCCCACCCCACCAGAGCUGGCUUGGAUUCGAAACACGAACUGGCUGGAAGCUGCAGCCCCCUGUGCCACCAAGGGGACCCCAUCCACUCUGCCCCCGCCCAAGCCUGGCUUAGCUGCAAGGGAUGCUGAGAGUCCUGCAAUCCUGCUUCGUGCCCAGGGACAUGGGCUUCCGGCCCCUUUGCUAUGUGUACGGGGUAGGGAGAGCUCAAAAAGCCCCAUUACCCCUGUAAAUCUACUGCUGUGACCAAUGUAUUAGUCAGGCAGCAGGGGCCAGAGGGUAGAGAGAGAGUGGGAGUGGGUGGGCUGAGUGUCAGGACUCUUGGGUUCUAGCCCCAGCUGUGGGAGAAGAGUGGGGCCUAGUGGUUAAAGUUAGGAGAGCUGGGAGUCAGGACUGCUGGGUUCUAUCCGAGCUGUGCCACCGACUUGCUCUGUGACCCUGGGCAUUCCCCCCCCCUUCUGCGCCUCAGUUUCCCCACUUGUAAAACAGGGCUGACAAUACUGACCAACCCAGGCUGUCAUCUGGAUUUUUCCCUUUAAGUAUUUAACUCCAUGGGGUUGUCCCUGCCCUGGGCGCUCUUGGAUGGACUGAUUUGCACUGGCACCACCAGCAACCCAUCUGGGCAGCACUGAAACGCCUGGGGGUCGCAGGCCGUCUCCUACCUGCCCGGCAGCGGUGGGCCCCAGCUUAGGCCAGGGGCUUGUUAAAGGGGAGCGGGGGGGGGGAGGGCUGGCGAGGAGGGCCAGUGCGGGUUGAGAAUCCCCCAGAACUAGGGGACUGCCCCGCAGUGCCUUGGCAGGGGUGGGGCCCGGCUAGGAGCCUCCAGUGGCUGGAUGCAUGAUAUAAACGGGCUGGCUUUUCCCACUCCACGUCUGCCUAGUCUCAGCUGGGGAAGGCUCCACGCAUCCGGGACACCCCGUUACGUCAGCUGUCGGAAACCGACCAAGCUCCGGCUUCAAACCAGUUAGGUCUCCUCCCCUUCACUGCUCCUCCAGGGGACUGCUGUCUUCUCUGCUGGGGAGAAACCUCCUUCCCCAUCCACCAUGUCUGUCCCUGGCCAGCCUUGUUCUUUAGUGUCCCGACUGCUCCUCCCUCCCUGGGAUCCCACCCGUAGCUUUAUAGAGCAGCCAGAGCCCCUUACAGACGCGUUUUUGGCUCUGCCUUCCCAAGCAACCCUUUGCUGCGCUGGGGGAGAGACUGGAACCUCUGUAGGGCAGGGACUGGCUUUGUGACCUGAGUUUGUACAGGGCCUGGCACAAUGGGAUCCUGGACGCUGCCAUCAUACAGUGAAUCAUGUUUUCCGCUCCUCAUAGCAGGGCCUGAGGAGCCCAGCGCGACACUGGAUAAAGCCAGCGCGCAUGGCUGCCUGUCCCACGUGCUGGAGUCUCGCAUGUGCACAGCACUAGUGCAAGGAAACGUGGCAAUGGGGCCCUGGACACUGCUGGCUCUCCUGUGCCCCUGGGCGUCCGUGACUCCACUGGCUCUCAGCCCGGGCGUUGACGGUGCUGGGGUGGAAUCGAGGGAGUAGCUCCGCUUGGGUCCAGCCCCCCAGCAGUGUGAGAACACGUCCCCACCUGAUAGCGAUUAUCUCCACAGCAACCAGCCCCCCGGGGGUUAUCAGCAGCGGCUCAGCUUGGGGCAGGCUGGGGCUGGGACUGGCGCGGCUCCAACAUCGGCAGGGUGAGCCACUUGGGAAGGGAGCCCGGGAGGGGGCAGGAGCUGACGGCUGCAGCAGGGAGCUGCUGGGCCUGAUUCGUGGCUCCACCUUCCUUGUACCCCCUCCCCCAGCUCUGUGCCAGAUCAGCUCCAUGGCACUAAGCCAGCUGUGAGGGACACUCAUGGCUGUGGGAGGGGGAGUGGGGUCUAGUGGGUUGGGGGGAGGGAGGGUCUGGGAGCCAGGACUCCUGGGUUCUACUCCCAGAUCUGGGAGGGGCUGGAGUCAGGUUCCGUGUCUGGCUCUAGAUGGGGAGUGAGAUCUAAUGGGGGAAGUGACUUUCUCGAGGUCAGACAGCAGGUACUGAGUGGCAGAGCCAGGAACAGGGGCCCAAUCUCCUCUGCUCCGAGCCCUGCAUCCUACGCACUGGAACAGAUGGACUCCCCCUCAGAGCUGGGCGCAGCUAACCGGUCAGGUCACCCCACCUCCCCAGAGAGCCGAAACCGUGGAAAAUAAAAUAGAUUCAGCGGUAGAGAGUGCGUAUUGCUCUACGUCUGUGCAGCACCUGGCGCGAUCUCGGCUGUUUCUUUGGUGGUACUGGAAUAAACAGAUUUGAACUGUU